This is a messenger RNA of Frankliniella occidentalis (western flower thrips), 858 nucleotides long. RefSeq lists its product as uncharacterized. NCBI's taxonomy places the organism in Eukaryota, Metazoa, Arthropoda, Insecta, Thysanoptera, Thripidae. The annotation marks the transcript as partial. The transcript is spliced from 3 exons. The record is from RefSeq and is a predicted model, not a curated record.
GCCAGCAUGGGCAUGCGCAGACAACCCCCGGGCUCGGGCCCAUGCUCGGGCCACCCCCGGCCCCGGGCCGCCGCCGCCUGGACUUGGCCUGUGCCUGAGUGCGAGUGUGACGGCACUACCCUGGAGAUCGGCCCGCUCGCAGCCUGCGGGCCUGCCUAUGGUUAGCGUGGGCUAGAGGGCCAGCAGGGCAGGGCGGCGCCCACUCCUGAACUCGCCGCCGCAGGCGCAGGGCAGCUGGCCCCGUGAGGUCAUGUGAGCCCGCCCCGCCCGCAGCCCAGCCGCCCCUGGCCGCGCCCCAAUGCUCGCAGUCGGCGUCGCAGACAUCGGAGAGGGGCUUGGCGGCCUGCGUGCUGCUCGCGCGGGCCUGAACCUCGGACCAACGAUCCUCGCCGACCAAUGUUCCAGGUCGGCUGCCGCCUGAGGAACGUCGGCCUGCUCUGGGUGCUCCUGCUAACAUGCUCCAACAUCCUGCUGACGGUGCGGCUGCUGAGCUCCACCACGGACUGCGGCCCGGGCCACCUCCCCGGCCACGGCCGCGCCGCCCUGGUGAAGGCCCACCAGCAGCACCCGCAGGGACCGCAGGGCCCGCAGGACGACAACAGGGCCGAGCUGCCGGCGGAGCAGCAGGACCCGCUGGAGCCGCUGCCCCCCGAGGACGAGCUGGACCAGCAGCCCAACGUCGAGGAGGACCCGGACACCAUCUCCGUGGAGCCAGCACUCGGCCGUUGGGACAACCGCCGAGUGCUGAAGAUGUUCGAUCACGCCAUGGUGGGCGGCCGCUUCGCCGAGCUGUCCGCCGAGUACAAGGUCACCCUCGCCACCCAGACGAGCCUGGAGCGGCUCCACUCGCUGGUGCAG